AUGAAUAUUGCACAGACGAGAAAGACACACAAAGCAAUCUGGAGUCUACUUGUGCUCAUGGGAGCUACACUUCAGGACUCGUACAAUAGUGCAAACCCAGGUAGAACCUAUAGCUUUGAAAAUUAUCCUGUGAAUGUCACUGAAAUAUCUAUAUGUAGACAAGGCAUUAGAUUUAUUGGCAGCGAUGUUGGGAGGUUAGUGAAACUAGAGAAGCUGGAUCUCAGUUUUAACAAUCUCGAGACAUUGCCACCCGAGAUAGGAAAAUUGAAGAAUUUACAGCAUCUGGAUCUAUAUGGCAAUAGGCUCUGGACACUACCAUCUGAGGUAGAAGAGUUGAAGAAUUUACAGUAUCUGGAUCUUGGUAAUAACCAAUUUGAAUCAUUUCCAACAGUGAUAAGAAAACUAAAGAAUCUAGAAAGACUGAUUCUCAACGAUAACAAAUUUGGAUUAUUACCAAUUGAGAUAGCAGAGCUAAAGAAACUACAAUGCUUGGAACUUCGUGGUAACAAGCUAAAGCUAUUACCAGACGAGAUAGGAGGGAUGAAGGAACUACGAGAACUGAUUCUCAACGAUAACGAACUUGAGUCAUUUCCAACAGUGAUAGCAGAGCUGAGGAAAUUACAGACCUUGAAUCUCCGUGGUAACAAGCUAAAGCUAUUGCCAGACGAGAUAGAAACGUUGAAGGAACUACAGACCUUGUAUCUUGAAUACAACGAAUUUGAAUCAUUUCCAACUGUGAUAGUAAA
Messenger RNA from Vittaforma corneae ATCC 50505, 746 nucleotides. RefSeq lists its product as uncharacterized. NCBI's taxonomy places the organism in Eukaryota, Fungi, Microsporidia, Nosematidae. Gene Ontology annotation, molecular function: protein binding. The annotation marks the transcript as partial. The transcript has a single exon. The record is from RefSeq and is a predicted model, not a curated record.